This is a messenger RNA of Saimiri boliviensis boliviensis (Bolivian squirrel monkey), 1869 nucleotides long. RefSeq names its product LIM zinc finger domain containing 1 (gene LIMS1). Gene Ontology annotation, biological process: cell-cell adhesion; cell-cell junction organization; positive regulation of integrin-mediated signaling pathway. The record is from RefSeq and is a predicted model, not a curated record. Gene Ontology annotation, cellular component: cell-cell junction; focal adhesion; cytoplasm. NCBI's taxonomy places the organism in Eukaryota, Metazoa, Chordata, Mammalia, Primates, Cebidae.
ACAAAGACUGUGUCACUACUUUGUGGAAUGUUUUUUAGAACUUCCAGAAAGCCUCAGUAAAUCCUGCCUGCCAUGUGACUGUGUACUGUGCUGCUGAGCUCUUAACAUGAAGCAGCAGCAGUGACCCUGGCGAGCCAGGCUGACGUGUGUGAGAACAGUGGGAGUGACCCUGGCUGGGAAGCAGGGAGGCCUGGAUAUUGUUUCUCCUGGCUCUGUGUCCUGCUGCUCUCGUCCCUGUGCUCAGAGCUCUCAAGCACCCACAAUGGCCCUCUCAGGCCGAGUGCGUCCCUGCGUUAUCCCAGAGAACGAAGAAAUCCCCCAAGCAGCCCUUAACAGUGUCCACGAGGCCAAUGAGACCGAGGACGAGAGAGCUGUUUCCAAACUGCAGCGCAGGCACAGUGACGUGAAAGUCUACAAGGAGUUCUGUGACUUUUAUGCAAAAUUCAACAUGGCCAAUGCCCUGGCCAGCGCCACUUGUGAGCGCUGCAAGGGCGGUUUUGCACCCGCUGAGAAGAUCGUGAACAGUAACGGGGAGCUGUACCAUGAGCAGUGUUUCGUGUGCGCUCAGUGCUUCCAGCAAUUCCCAGAAGGACUCUUCUAUGAAUUUGAAGGAAGAAAGUACUGUGAACAUGACUUUCAGAUGCUCUUUGCCCCUUGCUGUCAUCAGUGUGGUGAAUUCAUCAUUGGCCGAGUUAUCAAAGCCAUGAAUAACAGCUGGCAUCCGGAGUGCUUCCGCUGUGACCUCUGCCAGGAAGUUCUGGCAGAUAUCGGGUUUGUCAAGAAUGCUGGGAGACACCUGUGUCGCCCCUGUCAUAAUCGUGAGAAAGCCAGAGGCCUUGGGAAAUACAUCUGCCAGAAAUGCCAUGCCAUCAUCGAUGAGCAGCCUCUGAUAUUCAAGAAUGACCCCUACCAUCCAGAUCAUUUCAACUGCGCCAACUGCGGGAAGGAGCUGACUGCCGAUGCACGGGAACUCAAAGGGGAGCUGUACUGCCUUCCAUGCCAUGAUAAAAUGGGGGUCCCCAUCUGCGGUGCUUGCCGACGGCCCAUUGAAGGGCGCGUGGUGAACGCCAUGGGCAAGCAGUGGCAUGUGGAGCAUUUUGUUUGCGCCAAGUGUGAGAAACCCUUCCUUGGACAUCGCCAUUAUGAGAGGAAAGGCCUGGCAUAUUGUGAAACCCACUAUAACCAGCUAUUUGGUGAUGUUUGCUUUCACUGCAAUCGUGUUAUAGAAGGUGAUGUGGUCUCUGCGCUUAAUAAGGCCUGGUGCGUGAACUGCUUUGCCUGUUCUACCUGCAACACUAAAUUAACACUCAAGAAUAAGUUUGUGGAGUUUGACAUGAAGCCAGUCUGUAAGAAGUGCUAUGAGAAAUUUCCAUUGGAGCUGAAGAAAAGACUUAAGAAACUAGCUGAGACCUUAGGAAGGAAAUAAGUUCCUUUAUUUUACUUUUUCUUUUCUUUGCAAGAUAAGAGAUUACCAACAUUGCUUGUCUUGAUCUACCCAUAUUUAAAGCUAUAUCUCAAAGCAGUUGAGAGAGAAGAGGACCUAUAUGAAUUGUUUUAUGUCAUUUUUUUCAUUAAGAAAGAAAAAAAAAUUUCUAAUCAUGUUUAAAAUACAGAUGAAGUCAGUAUUUGCCUUUGUCAACCCUUAUCCAUUUGUUGACAUAUAGACUGUUUACAAAAAAACACAUGGUUAAAUGUUAGAUAAGGCCCCCCAAAAUUAAAUAUAACUUUUUUAAAUGACAGGAGUCAACUUUUACAUGACUCAGUUGAAAAAAAAAACAGUAUAAACCUUAAUUUACUUUGUAUUCAAAAGAAAAUUCCAACUGCUGUUGGGGAAGGAUACAGAGAAGAAAAAUAACCACCCAAGAAAAA